AUGGUCAGUAAAAAUUCAAACUCAUUUUCUGUCUACGAGACCAGUGUCGAAGAUGUUUGGGAAGCUGACGAUGAAGAAUUUCUUUCUCUCAUAUCAAAAGCAGGUAAUCUCUCUCGAAACCCAACUGGAACACCGCGUACUUUGAUGCCUGGGAGAGUAGUUCGACUUGAGACUAAUUCUGAUUCUUCCUUGUCCCUGGCGCAACCCUCUGUUGAGCGCCGCAUUGAACAAUUUAACUCCCUUAUUAAUUCGCCAUUUACAGAUUUGACAAUUCUUCGUAAGCUCUCUUGGUCAGGGAUUCCCCAAGCCAUACGCCCAGUCACGUGGAAAUUGCUAUGCGACUAUCUUCCAGCAUCCAGUGAUCGAAGGAGUUCAAUCCUAGAGAAAAAGCGAAAACAGUAUCGUGAUUUGAAUGACCAAUUCUUUAAUCUUCGUAACGGCCAUGAUGGCGCAGAAAUAUUUAAACAAGUUCAAAAAGAUCUCAUCCGAAUGCCGAUGCUUCAAAAUCGACAGGAUCUAUUUGGAUUGUUUGAAAGGGUGCUUUUUAAUUGGUCGAUUAGACACCCAGGAAGUAGUUAUGUUCAAGGCAUAAACGAUCUGUUAACGCCGUUUUCUGUGGUCUUCCUUUCCGAAUACGUGAAAACAGAGAUGAAUUCCUCGGGUGAAUUGAAGCUCUCUGCUCCAUUAACCGGAGAACAGAUGCAAAACCUAGAAGCAGAUGUUUUCUGGUGCGUUUCGAGGCUCCUAGACACAAUUCAAGAUAGUUACACAUUUGCUCAACCAGGAAUUCAGAACAAUAUUAAUAAACUAUCCAGUCUGAUCGAACGAGUGGAUAAUGAAUUGCAUAAACAUUUAAUGCUACACAAAGUGGAGUAUUUGCAAUUUUCUUUCAGAUGGAUGAAUAAUCUCCUAAUUAGAGAGCUGCCUCUUCGAUGUAUCAUUCGAUUAUGGGACACGUAUAUGGCUGAACCAGAAGGAUUUUCCCAAUUUCAUGUGUAUGUAUGCGCGGCCUUUUUGCUUCGAUUUAAGGAUGAUUUAAUGAGACAAAAUGAUUUCCAUGGUUUAUUGGUAUACCUCCAAGCCUUGCCAACACAUCGAUGGACUAAUGAUGACAUUGAGCUUGUUCUUGCACUGGCCUACCAAUAUAAGAGUCUAUUUUCUCAAGCGCCCAAACAUUUGGACUACCAGAAGAGUGAUAUACAGUAA
This is a messenger RNA of Rodentolepis nana, 1206 nucleotides long. NCBI's taxonomy places the organism in Eukaryota, Metazoa, Platyhelminthes, Cestoda, Cyclophyllidea, Hymenolepididae. The record is from the annotation of a GenBank genome assembly.